ACCACAGUACAGGUUUAGUCUUCAUUAAUUAAAAAACAAUUUUGGGACCUGUGUUUCCAUAGUCUUUUCUUUUACCAGCUUUGUUCUGUAAUAGUAAAUUCCGAAAGUUAAAUGUAUUUUAGCGAUACGACCGUGGAAGUUUAGAGGUGGCGCUAUACAAUGUUUAUCAAAGUAGCCAUCUUGAGUGUCGUCCCCUGCAAAUAUGGAGUCGUUCCAGUCAAAUUCCGCUUAUGUGUAGUUUUUCCUGCAAUUGUCUACUAAACAUUAGAAAUGCCGAAAACUUGUUCAGCCUAUGGGUGCUCAAAUCGAUGGGAACAAAAUUGCAAGCUAAGCUUCCAUCGCUUUCCCAAAAACCAGAAAAGAAGAGAGCUAUGGACUCGAGCAAUUGCACGACAGGGUUGGAUACCCACUGAAAACAGCACGUUGUGCGGAGGACACUUCGUAUCAGGGAAGGCUGCACAGGACUGGGAUACCAAAAGUCCUGAUUGGGUUCCAAGUGUAUUUAAUGUUAUAUCAAAAGUUUCAAGCAUGCCCAAUGAUGUUGAUUCCAAACAGCAGCCAAACAAAGAUGCAGGGACUCGGUGCAUGAAACUACCAGACAUAAAAAUUGGCAAGGAAAAGAGUUUACGGUAUUUGAGGAUCUGCUGCCCAUUAUUAGAUGUUGUGUCUGCUGAAAAAUUGGAUGGUUUGUUAAAGGACAAUGAUUCUUUAUAUCUGUUCCUGGGCUCUGAUGUGUUGCACGGUUCAUCAGUUUGCACAGUGCACCAUCCCAGAACACAUGCAAGGUUUGCAAAAAGGGGGUUUGCUUGCAAACUUCACUUUUCGAAAAAUGUGAAGAUAAACGGAGUACAUGGAAUUUCCCACGGCAUAUGGUUCUACACCAUUCAAGGUGUAUUUCGUGUCCUCUUUGAGUUGCAUGACCGCUCAACCCAAUAUCACUGUAUGAAAGAACUACAGGAAUUAUGGUUAGCAAGCUUUGCUGAUAGAAUUGUUCCUGAAUCAUUAACAGUUACAUUUGAAGUUGAGGAAACUAGUAGCACACCAAAAGAUGACUUGUUAAGUAGAUAUGUCAAUGACGAACACACAUACUCAAAACAGUCAUUUAACCAAAUUUACAAUGAAGUUGAAGACAGCCAGCACAAAGAUUUUUCAUGGACUACAACUAGUUCUGAAUCUGAGAACACAGAUUCUGCUUGUGAUAUUGGAAACAAGAAUGCUAGUUAUGAAGCUAUGGCUACUCACAAAGGAGCAUGUAAUACUAUUUCAACAUCUAAGCACAUCCAAGUGGUCAAAGGUCACAAUUCUAGUGCGGAAUAUCAGUAUAAUAAACAGGAAAUUGAAGAUGAACAUUUUGAUUUGGAAUACUGUUCAGGAAAGAGUUUGACUGGGAUCAAGGAACUGUUAGAAAAUAUUACCAAGCAAAUUAGUCAUUUAGAUGGCAAUAGUGUCUCUUGUCUUCCACUCUAUCCUUUAAAGCUUUUGACAGAAUGUAUACACCAUGCCAGGACAAGCCAGUUGUCAGAGCAGGUUUGUAGGGAUAACAUGUUCGAGUUCAUGCUCAACUCUGUAUGCAGGUGGCUUGGAAUUGAAUUCAAUCACCUCAUUCCAAAUGUGCUUCAAAAGGCUGAUGAAUUCAAGAGCAGACACAUUGAAAGUAUUGAAAAUCUGCCAUCUGCUGGAGAGGUUGUGACUGAGAUCUUCCACUCAGCCAUGGAAACACUGCUUGUAAAUUGGAUGGGGAUCCAUUCCAAUCAGACAAAGACAUACACUGAUGCAAUCCAACAGAAUGAUUCAAGUCAGGAUGAAAUAUGCUCUUCUAGGGACUCUGUCCAAACAAACACAGACCUAAAUACUGGUUCAGAGAGGUCAUUGCAGGACAUGACAGACAUUGAAGAGGGAAGCCCAAGUUUAUUAAAACUUUAUCCACUAAUUCAACUCAUUCUUGAAUUGGCAAACCAGACACUUAUCUCUGGCAUGGCACAUGUUGUGUUUGCUCGUCUGGCUCAACAGGAAACAGUCAUGCAGUAAGGAUGUCUAGCCCAGACAUCCAGACAUUCGAGCUUUGAGGCCGAGAUACAUUAUUCCUGGACCAUGUUCCAGUCAAUUGUGUCAUUCUGUUAUGUUCUAUGGCACAUUAAUCUAACAAAGAAAUUGCAAGUACCUGUAAAAUAAAUAAAAUCACCAAGUUGUACAAUAUAUUAUAAUAAGUUAAUUAAUGUGUACUGUAUGUUGAACCUUUGGAAAAAGAAUUUCAUGUAACCUCAUUAUUGCCCAUCACCCACAGUACAAUAAUUUUUCACUAGCGGAAAGUUCUUAUACACAGGUUAAACUUAAUGCAUUCAAAAAUUUCCUUCUGGCCUUGCAGGCCCUUUUUCAAGCAAUAAAUCUAACCUGUGUAUAAUAAUUUUCUGCUAGCGUACUAUGUGCAGCUCUACUAAUUGCUUAUUAUUAGUUCUGGCAUUAAUUCAUCAAUGUAAACAGAGCUGAUGCUCUCAUUCUGAAGAUAUUUAAUCUGAAUCAUGUAAUAUUGCAUAUUUCAUUCCAUCAACAUUUGGUGCACAAAUUGCACACCAAGUGCUGUUUCGUUGGAAAAUUUCUAUUAUUAUUGCAAAGCAUGCUUUAAUUUUGUUUAAAUCCCAAAUACAAUGAAGAUUGAAUUUUCUUGUGUGAUAACAAAUUUCGAAUAUCAAUCAAAUACUGUACAUUAUUUUCAUUGUAUGGCAAAAGCAAAGAGUAAUGUAACUAAUACAUAUGGCCCAGUUCUAUGAACAUGUUUGCAAUGUGUCUGGACAACCAGAAAUUGAAUAGUGCUGCUGUGGUUGGCAAAAAUGCAAUAGACGCAUCAUAAAUAUUAGUAAGGCCAACAAUAAUUAUAACAACUCAAAAAUGACGGAUCCAGGAAUUCAAAAGAGGUGACCCAGAGAGGGACUUUCACAGAAUUGAAAACCCCUCACCUGAGCCCCACCAUAGUCGGGGCUGAGGUAAAAGGGCACCUCUUGAUGGCCGGAAAUUACACUCUUGGACUUAAAUUUCGCCACUGCUCAAAACAUUCUGUAUCCAAAAUAGUCAUAAUCACGAAAAACCAACCACAUUCUAAAUACAAAUUUAUGGUCCCUCACCUAGCAGUCACCAAGACAUACUGUACUCAGGUGCCGACACGAUGGAGUUCAAUGUCACCCAGGGAAGGGCGCAAAUCUAUUUUGGAAGGUGGACAGGGACAUUUGGAGAGUCCACACGCACCCCAGACCCUCCAUGAUUGUGGCCAAGGUGCAAAAUUUGAGGAAAUACAUCAAGAUGGCCAGAAAUGACACUUUCAUCACCAUCACAUCACCAUUAUAUAGGCCUAUAGUCAAAAUGAAGCGCCAACAAAUUUUUGCAUGAUCUUUUUCGGCAACCAAGGCCUAACUAUAGCUUACUAAGCUUUAACUACACUAAUAACUACUGUAUAAUCAACAAAUCACUACCGUCUUUUUUGCCUUUAGCACAAUUUUAAUAUUACUGUACUAUCAUCGCCAAUCAUCUCUGUCAUCAUCAAUAUCAUAUCUGUCUUUAAUAUUAUUACUACUACAAAACUACAGAAAGACCUGGCCUGGAAUUUAUGAUUUAGAUGAGUUCAAGCUGAUUUUUUUUUUAAGUUUGAUAAAUCCACACCCCUGUGUGGUAGCUGUUAUAAACCCAAAAUAUAAUUUUUGCAUUAUUGUGUAUAGUAAAAAAUUGACUAAUCUAACAAAUAUUCCACUGGGUGACUAUCAUGUUAGCCAAUCUCUAUCAGAGCAAUUAGAAAUUGUACAGCAUUUUGAACUCCAAACCCUGUUUUGUUUUAAUUUGUUAUUGCAACAAAAUUGACACGCCGUCUUCGGAGUUUACUAUCACAUAGCGUAGGACAGCAAAAUGAUUUAUAACAUGUUCAAUUUGUAUUUGCAAGUUGCGUACAAAAAAAUCACGCUUAGGGCUAAGUUUUAUAAUUAUAGUAGGCCUAUUAGGCAUAUGUAUAACGUGUGCUGAUGCAUAUUUAGAUAUAUUUUUUGAGUGAUCCCAGAAAAGAUUUUGUACUGGCUGGCAUGAACAAGCUUUAAAAUUACAAGUGGGUACCUGGAAGGUUGAAAAACCAAAUGCACCGAUUACAGCUGCAACAUGCUACUAUCCCUUGAGACCAGACAUGUGCUUGAUCCAAUGACCGCGGGUAAUAAUAUUAUUGCUUCGUUAUUUCACAUAAUACGAUCCAGUUGUACAAAUAUAGGAUAUAGAGAGUAUAAUGAUGGUUGAAAGCAGUGACGAUGAAAUGAACGCAAUAUAAAAUGGGCUUAUAUGAAAAAGAUCGAUAUUUCUGUUAUUAAAAAGCUCGGAAAUACAAUAGACAGAAUUUAUUGUAAAUGCACAAUACUGUACUGUAUAUUGUACUGUAUUGCUUACGCCUUAGAAAAGUAAUUUUAACUCCUUAGAAAAGAUGCAUGAGGUUUUUGAGACCAACAGGAAUGUCAGGAAACAAAUUCAUAUUUAACAUCAAAAAGAUUUAUUCCACAGUUCUAAUAACAAGAUAUUAGCAUUGGUAAUCCAAGAUAAAACUAAUCCUCUUAAACCCCACCUCACUCUGCGCACUAUACCGCAUUAGCCGCAAUUUUUAUGGCCAUUAUUCCAUCGUGUAAUAUAAAAAAGGGACCUAAAUACAACGAACA
Messenger RNA from Anneissia japonica, 4676 nucleotides. RefSeq lists its product as uncharacterized. Lineage: Eukaryota; Metazoa; Echinodermata; Crinoidea; Comatulida; Comatulidae. The record is from RefSeq and is a predicted model, not a curated record. The transcript has 6 exons. Bases 271 to 2028 code for a protein of 585 amino acids.